Molecule: messenger RNA, 2236 nt
Organism: Megalops cyprinoides (Indo-Pacific tarpon)
Lineage: Eukaryota; Metazoa; Chordata; Actinopteri; Elopiformes; Megalopidae
Gene: mss51
Product: MSS51 mitochondrial translational activator
Exons: 6
Coding region: 85-1239 (384 amino acids)
Source: RefSeq, a predicted model, not a curated record
AGGUUGCUGUCAAUCACUAUCCGUCCGAGCUUGCUGCACCAGAAAUCAUCCACAAAAGACUGACUCUGACUCGCAACAUUUCUAAUGACUGAUCAGGAAAGGGCCGAACCGGAGCGGAAGGCGAAGAGCCUCACCUUCCGCUCCCAUAAGGAGAUGUUCGAGAAGAUGGAAGAGACGUUCAAGUUCUGCGCAGGCUGCAGGAAGCUGCCCAGCCACCUCUCAGAGGGCCAGACGUUAAAGCGCUGCGUUAAGUGUCUGAAUGUGUAUUACUGCAGUAAGGAGUGCCAGAAGGAGGACUGGCCACAGCAUAAGAAGUUCUGCACACAGCUGCGGCUGGUGGGCAUCGACAGACUGGUUGAGUGGCUGGUGUUUAUAGGAGACCUCCCCUUCCCCACAGAGCAGUGGUCUCGCCCUGCAGCUGAAGUGAAGGGCUGGGAAGACUGGCUCUCCAUGCAGGGAGAUCUAAGACCACGUCUGGAUGCUAUCUUGUCUGGGCAAAACAUGGGAGACCUGUGGGCCAAUGCUUGCAGGCCCCGCCCAGAAGAUGCUGACCUUCGGGAGUCAGUAUGGAGGGUAGCAAGCGAGUUUCUGUCCAGGCCCCUCACCCUGGGCCUGGGGCUGCGUAUUUUUGGCUUGGACCCCUACUCCCGGCCCCUCACCAUCCACCUGGCCGGAGCAUCCCACAGUGAGACCAUGGGGGCCCGACUCACAGACAUGGACGAGCUGACCCGCAUGUUCCCUGGCCACCAGGGCCUGGAGGUGGUGAUGAUUGGGCCAGAGGUGGUGGAGGGACCCAUUUUGAGGCCCCCUCUGAGGGCCUUUGGGCCCCGUGGGAGAGUCUACAUCAGUGCCUACAAGGGCCUCUACCACCAAUUUUGGGAGGAGCUUGUGGAGACAAAGGAAGCGGCCAGGCCUGACCUCGUUGUGGGAUUCCAUCCAGGGUUUGAUGCCAGCCAGGGCCUGGAUGAAGGCUGGCUCCCCACCCUGCUGCUCCUCCGAGACUAUAAUAUCCCAACACUCUUCACCAUGUUCAAUGAGCAGGAGCUGAACUACACCCUGCAGAUUCUUACAGAGCUGGAAAUGCAUAUCACAGGAACUGGACCUAACCCCUUUGCAUCACUGAAACCAGAACAGGUCCAGUCCUGUCCAAACAAAACUCCAGUCUACUACAGCGCCCACUACCUCUGCUUCAAGGGGCUACUGGAGCAGGUGGAGGAGCUGGAGGAAGAGGAAGAUUAAAGCUGUGGACAAAGCAGCCGUUUUACUUUCUUGUACCACACACCAAUAACCAGCUGUGAAACACUGAGGCAGACUGCCCUAGUCUCCUGAUAAGAGGAGAGACAUAUUUUCUCACCAUUUGCACCAGCUGCCAUUUUACUGUCCCCUUAUGUCCCCCUGUAUGUUUCUGUUGUGUAUUAGUGCAGCUAAUUCACAGUGCCAGAACCUGAGCAUGUCCUUUCAGGUGAGCUACUACAGAGCUCUGUAGCUCACACUGACCAAAUUGCUGAAAGGAUGUUAACAGUAAAUGUGCUUUUAAAAUAUUUGGCACUGCCAAUUACAGCCAAUGUCCUCAUCUCAGCACAGGAUUUUUUGAAAGUAUUAAAGAGGUUUAAUGCUCCAUUUUUUGGAAUGUCAGUAUUACAUUCUUCAUUUCAUUGAUUUGUUUGGAAAAAGUGAAAUGUGUCCACUUCCUGACCUUGAAAAUUUAAAACCUUUUUAAACCUUCAGCCAUUUUUGUACACACACUUUUUAUUCUUGUCUGCACCGGCGAGUGGUACCUUUUUGCAUGCCACUUAUCUGUGAAGUUGAACCUGCACACACUCACUUUGUUUAAAUGAACAACGGCCUCUUUUGCAUUCAGUGAUAAGCUCAGUGUCUCUGUGGAAGCAUAUUGUUAAUGAAUACUAACGUUUUAUUCUUUUAUCUGUGAGCAAGAAAAGAAUUUUUGAGGAGUCCAAAAUGAUGCCUACUGAUACAAGCUUGAAAUCAAAUUGACCUUUUUGCAUACAGGUCCCUCACUGUAAUAAAUUAAAUGCUGAAGGGGCUUAUGAAAAAGAUCUUUUUUUGGGGUAUACGUUUAUAAAAAGUGUGAAUUGUUUGUACAGGGAUAGACUUUAGUGUGUUUCUGGUACAAUAUCAAACAUUUACCUUGGAACAGUUGUGUGUGGUUGCGCAAGAAAAAGUGUUACUAUGUGAUAUGAGCACUGACUUUACUAUACAUAGUUAAGAAUAAGAA